This is a messenger RNA of Loa loa (African eye worm), 159 nucleotides long. RefSeq lists its product as hypothetical. The transcript has a single exon. The annotation marks the transcript as partial. Lineage: Eukaryota; Metazoa; Nematoda; Chromadorea; Rhabditida; Onchocercidae. The record is from RefSeq and is a predicted model, not a curated record.
GAUUUUGUGGGGGCGUUGAAAAAACGAACGUAUAAGUGGUUGCGUAGGCGUUUCAAAAAAGUUUGCGUGGGUGAUCGUAUAGGAGUUGCAAAAGACUGUGUAGGUGGUCGUGUAAACGUUAAAAAAAGAAUGUGCAGGUGCUUGCAUAGGAAUCGAAAG